This is a messenger RNA of Phacochoerus africanus (Common warthog), 1314 nucleotides long. RefSeq names its product G protein-coupled receptor 22 (gene GPR22). NCBI's taxonomy places the organism in Eukaryota, Metazoa, Chordata, Mammalia, Artiodactyla, Suidae. Gene Ontology annotation, cellular component: membrane. The record is from RefSeq and is a predicted model, not a curated record. Gene Ontology annotation, molecular function: peptide binding; G protein-coupled receptor activity. Gene Ontology annotation, biological process: G protein-coupled receptor signaling pathway.
AACUGCUCCAAAAGAAUGUGUUUUUCUCCCAUUCUGGAAAUCAACAUGCAGUCUGAAUCUAACAUUACAGUGCGAGAUGACAUUGAUGACAUCAACACCAAUAUGUACCAACCACUAUCAUAUCCAUUAAGCUUUCAAGUGUCUCUCACCGGAUUUCUUAUGUUAGAAAUUGUGUUGGGACUUGGCAGCAACCUCACCGUAUUGGUACUUUACUGCAUGAAAUCCAACUUAAUCAACUCUGUCAGUAACAUUAUUACAAUGAAUCUUCAUGUACUUGAUGUAAUAAUUUGUGUGGGAUGUAUUCCUCUAACUAUAGUUAUCCUUCUGCUUUCACUGGAGAGUAACACUGCUCUCAUCUGCUGUUUCCACGAGGCCUGUGUAUCUUUUGCAAGUGUCUCAACAGCCAUCAACGUUUUUGCUAUCACUUUGGACAGAUAUGACAUCUCUGUAAAGCCUGCGAACCGAAUUCUGACAAUGGGCAGAGCUGUAAUGCUAAUGAUAUCCAUUUAUUUUUCAUUUUUCUCUUUCCUGAUUCCCUUUAUUGAGGUAAAUUUUUUCAGCCUUCAAAGUGGAAAUACAUGGGAAAACAAGACACUUUUGUGUGUCAGUACGAAUGAAUACUACACUGAACUGGGAAUGUAUUAUCACCUGCUAGUACAGAUCCCAAUAUUUUUUUUCACUGUCAUAGUGAUGCUAAUCACAUACACCAAAAUACUUCAGGCUCUUAAUAUUCGAAUAGGCACAAGAUUCUCAACAGGGCAGAAGAAGAAAGCAAGAAAGAAAAAAACGAUUUCUCUAACCACACAACAUGAGACUACAGACAUGUCACAAAGCAGUGGUGGGAGAAAUGUAGUCUUUGGUGUUAGAACUUCAGUCUCGGUAAUAAUUGCCCUCCGGCGAGCUGUGAAACGACACCGUGAACGACGAGAAAGGCAAAAAAGGGUCUUCAAAAUGUCGUUAUUGAUUAUUUCUACAUUUCUUCUCUGCUGGACACCAAUUUCUGUUUUAAAUACCACCAUUUUAUGUUUAGGCCCAAGUGACCUUUUAGUAAAAUUAAGGUUGUGUUUUCUAGUCAUGGGUUAUGGAACAACUAUAUUUCACCCUCUAUUAUAUGCAUUCACUAGACAAAAAUUUCAAAAGGUGUUAAAAAGUAAAAUGAAAAAGCGAGUUGUUUCCAUAGUGGAAGCUGAUCCCAUGCCUAAUAAUGCUGUAAUACAUAACUCUUGGAUAGAUCCUAAAAGAAAUAAAAAAAUUCCCUUUGAAGAUAGUGAAAUACGAGAAAAAUGUUUAGUACCUCAGGUUGUCACAGACUAG